Messenger RNA from Chlamydomonas reinhardtii, 1721 nucleotides. Its product is annotated as hydrolase. The transcript is spliced from 7 exons. NCBI's taxonomy places the organism in Eukaryota, Viridiplantae, Chlorophyta, Chlorophyceae, Chlamydomonadales, Chlamydomonadaceae. The record is from RefSeq and is a predicted model, not a curated record. Bases 166 to 897 code for a protein of 243 amino acids. Gene Ontology annotation, molecular function: phosphatase activity.
GUGAUUGUCUGAAUGCAUGCACAGCGAGCUAGGUGCUUGAAUCCUUUAAGGCGCGAUCAAUCCACGAGCGCAGUAAGGCAUUAUCAUAGUAGUCAUAGGUACUUUCCAGAGCUCGUUUCCAGACACCCGGCUAGUUUUGAGCGAGCGAGCAGCCUUACAAAGAGCAUGGCCCCUUCGGUGCAACCUGGCGGCAGGCCGUCCGUGGUCCUUUUCGACAUGGAUGGCCUGCUGCUGGACACCGAGGGUGCCUAUACGGUGGCGCAGCAGCGUAUCCUGGACCGCUUCGGACGCAAAUUUACGUGGGAGCUGAAGGCCAAAAUGAUGGGGCGGCAAGCGCUGGACGCGGCUCGGGUGUUGUGUGAGGACCUCAAGCUCACACCAGAGGAGAUCACGCCCGAACAAUUCCUGGUGGAGCGGGACGCACUGCUGCAGGAGGCCUUCGCCAACUCGCCGCUCAUGCCGGGCGCGGAGCGACUGGUACGGCACCUGGCAGCCUGCGGGGUGCCCAUGGCCGUGGCCACCGGCUCACACGCCGCCGCGUUCAAACUCAAGACCUCCAAGCACGGCCAGCUGUUCUCGCUGUUCCACCAUGUGGUUACGGGGGACAUGGUAGCCAAGGCCAAGCCCGACCCGGAGAUAUUCAUCAAGGCCGCCGCCGGCUUUACGGACCCGGCUGUGACGGACAUGGGGAGCGUGCUGGUGUUUGAGGACGCGCCCAACGGCGUGGAGGCGGCACGUGCGGGCGGCAUGCGGGUGGUGAUGGCGCCGUACCCGGGCCUGCCGCAGGAGCACGUGACGGGAUGCGGCGCAACGCAGGUGCUGCCGUCCCUGGAGGCCUUCAAUCCUGAGGAGUGGGGGUUGCCGCCCUUUCCUACCACCGCCGCGGCGUCCUCUUGAUUGAGCAUGCAGCCCCGUACAGCGUGAAACCAUGCGUGGCCAGGGGUUGCAACGUGCUUGUGUGUGCUGGGAGGCAGCUGCCGGUGCGUGCUGACUGGCAUGUUGCGUUUAGGACGGGGUAUCUGAGGAGCGUGCAGAGAGUCUGGAGAGCAAUGGAGGGUAAUGAGCUUUGCUGACCCCAUGCGGCUUUACAUGUGGGCUGUUGGUCUCCGUGUGAUUCGCUUCUUCUGAUUAUUUAUUCACCGUCUGCAUGGGAACUAUGAAGCGCCCUGGUUUAUUCGUGCGUGCGUUGCGAUGGUUCGCUGCGGAGUGGAUUGACACGGCUCGACGCAUGACUGUUCUAGUGGGCACGGGUUUGGCGUAGCUGAUCAGGCAUACCGAGUUGUGAAAGCGGGGUAUUGCGCGUGCGCGUGUGGGCUUGUACAAGGGGCUGGCGAACGAGUUGGAGCGCGACCGGAUCUAUUACUGAAGCUUGACGCAUGUUAUGCUGGAUGUUUGGCUGGAAAGUGCCCAAGUGGUGGUGUGGGAUGAGGGAUUGACCGAGGUGCUUGACCGCCCCAGCCAACUCCAGAAUACACUGCAAGGGCUCAUGAUGGUUAGAUUGAGGCUCCGCAAGGCUUCUAAGCGCGUUUGACGUGGGUGGGUGGGGUGUAAAUGUUUCGAAAAGUGGCGGAAGCAGACGGCACGAACUCGUGUCGGACAGUGAGAGCACAGUUCCCACCAGACGACCGGCGAGCACGACUGUACAUUUCGUGAUGAUACAAGAGGUACCUGACUAUUGUUUGCAGCGACGGACGGUCACAGAUAUGCCACGGAAAACCGAG